Lentinula edodes (shiitake mushroom) is the source of this 6615-nucleotide messenger RNA. RefSeq names its product CNH domain-containing protein. The record is from RefSeq and is a predicted model, not a curated record. Gene Ontology annotation, molecular function: guanyl-nucleotide exchange factor activity. The transcript is spliced from 13 exons. NCBI's taxonomy places the organism in Eukaryota, Fungi, Basidiomycota, Agaricomycetes, Agaricales, Omphalotaceae. The coding region runs from base 147 to 6254 and encodes 2035 amino acids.
CUGGUCUUGCAACGCAACUUUCUUUUUCUGGGACGCUGAGCGUCGUUAGCUUUCCUAACUUUCACCUCCCCAAGUAAGGGAACACAAUACCACCCUCAACUCCUCACACUACCGCCCGAAAGUUCCAGUAAAUUCUACUAGCCAGAAUGGAAAAUAAACGACCUUUAUCGCCCGAAGUCCCGGACGAGGAUUUACAACAGCUUUAUGAUCAGGUUUGGGCAGGAUUUGGGUCGGAGGAUACGCAGAGCAUAGAAAGUGCCAGCUCUUACACCCCUUCAACUGCCUCUGUACUCAGUCCCAGAGACGGUGUAAGGCGGCAGGACACUUCAGAGCAGGACAGAGAGGAUAUCGGGCGAAUUUACAGCGUUUACGCUACAGAUAAUCUACCCGACGUCGUCUACAAUUAUGGAUCUCCAUCAACAACUGGCGGUUCCAACAUCUACCAACAUCAACAGGAUACCGAUAACUAUUCUGGUUACAUCUCUUCCCCAAUAUCACCAGUCUCAACUGCGGCAGCAACUUACGCCAGGAGCGCCAGGAGUGCUAGUAUCCGAAGUAAUGGCCGGGAACGUAGCGGGAGCGGGAGCGCGCGGAGAUUACCUCUACCUCCAACUCCGGCGAAUGGUUGGAAUGCACCCACCCAAAUGACAACUGCGAAAGAGUAUCAACGUCAAGGACAUGUGAGCUCAAUGAGCACCAGCUCCAUCAGCUCUGUUGCUUCUUCUCGGAAACUCCCAGCUACCCCUACAUCUGCUCCUGUAGUGACGCUAGGCGGGAAGGAUUUGUACCGUCUGGGUGUCGGACUUCCCACUAGUCCUCGGCCGAGUAAGAGUCCUUCACCCACUCGAGGAAGAGGGGGAGUAGAUUCAGGUCUAUCUUUGGCUGCGGAUUAUUUGCAGCCCGAGGCAAACCUGCAACCUCGAAGGAACCGCUCAAGAUCCCCUUAUCAAACCAAUCGCAGUAUGCAGGUUGUUAGCGGUAGUAGCGCGAAUACAUCGCCUGCGCUCGUCGCUGCUCCACUCCCUCCCUCCCAAUCACCCAGGUCUUAUUUCGACGAAAAGAGCCGCAAAGACCCCGGUUUGAGCAUGAACAGAUGGAACUCUACUACGUCGUCCAUCGUCAAUGGUGUCAAUGCCCAAGGUCUACGGAUUCCUCCUCCGCCUCCAUUACUUUCCUUCCAGCGACCUUCCCAGCUAACACAACCUCAAUACUCAAUGCCAGAGCCCGAUCUAUACGCAGACCCCAAUGCAGGUCCUUCGAAUAUUGUUCGUAGACCGACAGAUAUGCUGAGAGAACUCAAAGACGGCGCCAAGUACGACCGCUACCAUCCUGAAGAAAGACAUGAUCAGUUAGGCGUUGAUGCGGAUGAGGCAAGCUAUGACUGGGAUGAGGACUAUGAGCUUCAGCAACAGCGUUUCGCCGCAGAUGCGCCUCGGUCAUAUCAAUCCUAUUCCUCCUCUCAAUCACAACCCCAAGGCUCUUCAUCUCGGCGUAAUCGCAAGCCGAAAAAUCGCCGAGACUGGACGUACGAAUAUUCUGAAGGGAAUGACAAUGAAUAUUCUUCAGACGAGUUCAUCAACUACAGUCUAUUGUCUCACUUGGCUGUCCAGUUGAGGGAUAAAGUCCCGAGAGGCGUUCAUGUGAAAGCGAGCAUACCGUACGAGGGAGCGUUUACAGGAAAGGAUAUCGUGGAUACAGUGCAGUCGCUCAUUCGGAAGCAUCUUUUGUUGAAUCACUCACUGAGCCUCACCAACUCGACGUUGUAUCCUGCCUCGUCUUCGUCCAGUCUGUCUGUAGAUAGGAGAGCAGCGUUACAUGUUGCUCGAUCCCUCCAAUGCCAGCUAUUGUUCUAUGAAGUCGACGGAGGAGGGAGAGAAUUGUGCGAUGGUGUGGAAGAGGUGUAUAUAUUCUUUUCAGAGGAUAACAUAUCCUCUUCUCCGUCUGGAUCUGGAUUUGGAUUUGGAACGAUGCCCCCAAGAAUGACGAGUGGUCACAGCACAGUUUUGCCAUUGCCUACCGCAGUUGUGACAAUGCUGACGAGAUGUUAUGUCCCGACGUGUGUGGAUGAUAAACCCUGUUAUGCUUGGGAUUGUCCGAAAAGGGGAUUGUCGAUACAGAGGAUGCUCUCCUCGUCCUCUUCCAACAUCGUACCCGUCGUCGUGAACAUUCCUAUUAUAUCUUCUUACCCAUAUCUUGAAGAAGAGAGAAAACCUUGGAAAGAAACUGUCCCAGAGGAAGUGUUCAGUAGGAUUCCAGAAGGGGAAGUCAAGAGACAAGUGGCCAUUCAUGAUCUUAUAACGAAGGAAACAGAUUAUUUAGCGGAUUUGAUCGUGCUCGAGACACAGUUUAUGCUUCCGUUGUCGGAAUGGGUGGUCAGUAUUUCUGGCUCGCAAAAUUCGGAGAAUGGGCUUGUUGCAACCACUACUUCCUCCCACUCACCUCCACCCACACCCUCUGGUUCUACUGCUGCCUUUGUCUCUCCCCUUCCGAUGCGAAACUCAUCGUCAUCGUUCUCUUCGUCGUCGUCAAAGUCAUCCCCUUUACUUGCUUUCUCUCCUGCCCUGCAAACCCUGUUUCCUCUUCUCCAAGCACUCAUCACAGCCCAAACACGUCUUCUUGACAAUCUUCGCGUCCGAGCUCGAGAGUCACAGUACGGUAUUAUUGAAGGUAUCGGAGACCUGUAUCUUGAGCGGGCAGCCUCUUCAGAAUGGCGUGCGGGAUGGGGUGGUGGGUGGGUCCAGGGUAGAGGAUUUGUCAGUACCGCUGAUAGGGCAAAGGAAGGUUGGACUGGUGGCAGAGGAUAUGAUGAAUGGGUCGGCGUGUGGGCUACGUGCGGAUUGGGUGGGUUAGGAAUAUUCAGUCCCGCUAUUUCCACGACAACGGAUGAAUAUGGAAAUGAAGAUUGGAAAAAGAUUAUUGUUGAACAGGAGAUGCAAAGGCAGCAAAAACAGCGGGAGUCAAAUCUGACUGCUGCUGAGGACGAAUCGACAGGCGAAGUUGGAACAGAAACAGGAGGAAUUAAGGAACCUCGGGAACCUAGGGGGUACCCACUCCCUGAUAUUGAUUUGAAGAAGUUCACCGAGCUCCUUGCGCUCCCAGCAGCACAUCUAAAAUCAUAUCCUUCUCUUCUUUCUACGAUCCUUGCAGAAUCCUCGAGAUCGGCCGAUCCCGUAUCUUCUCCAUCAUCGUUAAUUGACACUGCGGCGAAUUCGACUAGCCCAGCUGCAUUGAAAACGAAUAAGAAGAAAGCAGGAAAGGAGAAGGAAGAAAAUUCGGAUGCGUCGUAUCUGAGGGAAGCCAUUCGGGCCAUGAGAGCGUUAUGGGGGUAUGGGAAGGUGAAAACAUUCCAGCUGAGCAUGAACGUCGGUGCGAGUGGCGGAGACGAUAAUAAAGGAAGUAUGGGGGUCAUGGGUGAGGCUGCGAUCAAGUGGGAAUGGUUCAAUCUGGUAUCGGAGGAAGAGAGGAAGGAAAUUGGGAAAACGGAAGUGAAGAGACAAGCGAUUAUAUUCGAAUUGAUCAAGGGAGAGAUGGGAUAUGUGAAGGAUUUGGAGAAUGUGGAGCAUAUGUAUAUCACCCCUCUUGUAAACUCUUCAACUUCAAACACGCCUAUCAUUCCUGCAGCCCGGCUGUCACAAUUCCUAUCCUCCGUCUUCAAUAACAUCCAGUCUCUCCACGUUCACCACCUUACCCUUCUCCAAGCCCUCUUCCGUAUUCAGUAUGACGAACACCCCACUAUCCGUUCCGUAUCUGCUCCCAUCCUCGAUGCAGCCCUCAAUUGGCGCGAAGCCUACAUGGAAUACAUUCCGAACUACCCCAUCGCUGCAUAUACUAUAGACUCCGAGAUGCGCACGAACCCGGCGUUCAAGGACUUUGUCCAGCGAUGUACAAGGCAUCCAGAUGCCCAUCGACUGGAUAUGAAGAACUUCAUCAACAGACCGAUUCCAAGAUUGUUGAGGUACGAGCUUUUGCUCAAGGGCAUUUUAGAAGAGACGCCCGUGGGUCCGAUUGCUGCAUCUAAUCGUCAAGGAGGUAGCUCGACCUCCUCUCGUGGUGCAAAUGCCGAGCAUGAAGAUCAUUCUUCAAUUCCGCAGGUCCUUGAUGUAAUUCGCCGAUUAGGGAAGGAUACGGAACCUGGAGUGGUGAAUGCGAAGAGUAAAGUUGAGCUGUGGAAGUAUAAUGAGGGUUUGGUGUUCAAGCAAGGCGAAUGGAUUGAUAUGGAUUUGUUAGCUGAAAGUCGGAGUUUGAUUCAUUCGGGGAAGCUUUUGAGGCAAACGGACGGAUUAGAAUGGAGUGGAUGGACGGAGUUGUAUGUUUUGCUCUUCGACAAUUACAUGGUUUUGACGAAGCUCAAGGAGCGCGAAGAUGUGACGAAAUAUCACGUCAACCGCAGACCCAUCCCUUUGGAUCUCUUAACUAUUGAUAGUCUUACCGAACCUCCUGUUCAGAGAGGGACGGGGCCGGGCCUUCUACGAGGCUUACGAUCACAAGGCACUAUCGGACAGGGACUGGAAGCCUCUUCUCCAAACGAACUGCUCGCCUCGCCCGAAGGCAGCACACCUAUCGAAACCUCUUCUUCUGAAAUGUCUCCCUCACCUUCAUCUCGCCUUCUGUAUCCGAUCACCUUACACCAUCUCGGUCGCCAAUCCGUAUCUCCGACCACUUCUUCGCUUAUCCCACCUCUCCCUGCUGGCCCUAGUUCAUCCAGGACCGCCCAACAAGCUAAACCUCCGCCGAAUGUUAUACUAUACACUGAAUCCGCCACAGCACGAGCAGAGUGGGGCGCAAAGUUACAGGAAGCGUUAGGUAUUCGGAGGGUUGUGCAGGAAAGCAACAAGGUAUUUGAGAUAGAGACGCUGAGCAGCGAGACGUUUGUGACUCCCGCAGGAUUAGACGCACCUGGUGUGGGGAGUGCCGGAGUUCUCGGAAUAGGCUACAGUCCAGACACCGUCACAGGAAAGGUUACAUGUUCAGUUCCAUUUAACACUGCGGACGGAAGAGGUCUUGUGGCCGUAGGAUGUGCUGAGGGUGUUUGGAUCGGAUUCAGGCAUGACCCCAAGUCUAUGCGCCGAGUUCUACAUCUUAAACUUGUUGCCCAAUGUGCCAUGUUGGAAGACUACGGUAUUUUUUUGGUACUUGCAGACAAGUCCCUGUUUGCAUACCACAUAGAAGCGCUUGUUCCUUCAUCAUUCCAGUCUGCCAGCACCUCCCAAGUGCCGCAAAAGCUUAACGGGAGCAAGGACGUGCAUUUCUUCACUGUAGGAACGUUGCACGGAAGAACACUAGUCGUAUAUAUGAAGAAGAAAGGACUUGACAGCAUCUUCCGUGUACUCGAGCCUGUCAGUGAAAAAAUCAAGGAGCGAGCAAAACCUCCCUCUGGGUUUGGCUCGAGACUGUUUGUUCGGUCUGCUAAGUCUGAAUGGUUUAAGAUCUACAGGGACUUCUUCUUGCCGUCAGAGUCGUACGACGUCAUCUUCCUUAAGGCCAGAAUUGCAAUAUUAUGCUCUAGAGGUUUCGAGAUUAUGGAUCUGAAUGAUUUCAAAAGUGUGACCAUUCCACAACAUGAUGAUCCUCGAUUGGCUUACCUUGCCAAACGUUGCGAAUCAUGUCGUCCUAUAGGAAUGUUCAAGUCUGCAGAAGAUGAAUUUCUAUUGUGCUACAAUGAAUUUGGUGUAUACGUUGAUAAGCACGGAGACCCAAAUCGCCCUUCGGGAACCAUUGAGUGGGAAGGGACCGCAGAAAGAGUUGCUGUGCAUGCACCCUACGUUCUUCUCUUCGACUCCCGCUUCAUCGAAAUACGACACCUUGAAACUGGACGUCUAACUCAGAUUAUCCCCGGCAAUGAUAUUCGCUGUAUCUGGGAUGGUCGGGGUGUGAGCCCGCUUGCCCCUAUGUCGCCGUCUGCACACAAUCUAUCCUUCCCAGUUCUCGAUCGGCCAGAUGAGCCGCUCAACCAAGAUGCACUAGUUCAUGCUGUGAUGAACGCGCCCGACGUAGUAGGCGGAGGAUCCAGAGGACGAUUUGUUGUUCAACAAGUGUUCGAGCUUCUUCCGACAGUUCCCCUCUUCCUUCCUGACUCAGCACCAGAUGGUAGCUCUGUCGUCGGGAGUUAUUCAAAUUCUGGUUCUGGCUCCGGUUCCGGUUCUGGUUCUGGAGCGCCUGGCUUGCGAUUGUCUGUGGGACAGUCCUCAAAUAUUACCCCACCGCUACCUUACUCUCCUCAACAGCUUAGAAAUUCGCCGUCGUGGAGGUCGUAGUGUCUGUAAAAGAACAACUAUUGAUACUUGUUAAUAUGCUGUGAAAUUUUGUAUACCAGAGACUGAUACCAUGUAGAAACGCAAUAAUUGCAUGUAAAACGGGUAUGUAGGGGAUUCGUGCGGGAAUGUUCAGUAAACAUGUCCGAGUAUAUUCGGACCAGUGCUGAAUGCCUCUUUCGUGGGAAAUGAGCAACUUUCCGAAGGGUCUAUUUGUGCGAUUAUAAUGCUAGCUCAAAACAGAUACAUAGAUAAAUGACUGUAGGGGAGAGGUAACAUUCAGGGAACGUAUGUACCAAAGCCCUGUAUGCUUUGGCUUCCAAUUUCUUCAAUGGAAAAUCCCGUGAUAUGCUUUACAUAGAAU